ACCUCUUCUAUAGGGAAGACCGGAGAAAAGCGCUCCUGAAAAGGGAAAUGUCUAACAGAUGAUUGGCCUCGUGCCCGCCCGCUCCACUUCUACUGCGCGCUCCCGGCGCAAGUUAAACGCAGCUCCUCUGCUCUGACCAAAACCAGACGCGCACACAAACACACACGCAAACCGCCGAGAAGGUACUGCUGCUGGGACGAGACUGAUCCGGAGCAAAAAAUCUGCUGCUGUUUUCUGUUUGUUUCGAGGAAUGGGGCGACGUUGCUCGUGUCCACUGACGUUAACGAGUCCCGUUGAAAAGAAACGCAGCGACGUCGCACCGUCUGCCGGUGAGGUCACUGAGGCACAAAGCGACGCGACCUGUGCGGACACGCAGCCGAGAUUCCGUCACAUCACAGCGGCUUUGUUCACACCGUGACUGACUGACUGACUGCUCGUCUUUGGAUGAUACUUUCCCUGUCGAAACCCUAUCGAUUUCUCCAAGUCGGCGAGGCUCGCGCUGAUGGAUCGUGGAUAAGUAGUUAUUGAUGAAGCCAGCGGGACCACAGGAGCGGAACGAGAGGGAAAACAGAGAGCGACACGACUGAUUGCGCUUCACAUAUAAACAACACAUCUCUGAUUUAGUCAACUCCUGAGGUAAAGAACUAAGGUGAAACCAUGGCUCUGGUCUUAUCAAUGAACCCCUUUUGUGAGCCUGAGACUGAAUCCCCGCCACCAAUCUUUCAACCGAUCUGGGAAUCUGAACACUGCAGUAAAAGCUGUGUCUCCAACCCUUCACCACCAGGGGGCGAAACCCAAGGGCUCGUAGAAGAGCCUCAUUACAGACGAGCUCCUGAUCAUGUGAUGGAUCGUGUGGCCGUGUCACGGAUUUCUUAUUUCAAGAGGAAGUUUGUGGAGGAUGAAGAACCUGUGCUGAGCUUCAGGAGUUACUGUCACACUCAGGUGUCACCAGUCCUGGAGGAGCGUGCUCACAUUCUCCGUCUCUCUCUGGAGAAGCUGCGUUUUAUGGAUGACCCCGAGUCCUUCUUACGGCGAUCCGUGCUCAUCAACAACCUUCUCCGGCGUCUCAGAAACGAAAUCCUCCUCCAGAGCGACUGGUGCUUUCCGUCAGGUCCGACAACCACACCAUUCCCCCUCCAAACCCCAGCCACAAAUACACCUCUCUCCCCUCCUGCCCUGCAGCCCUGCAUGACGCCACCGGGGUCAUACCGGAAACGACUACGUCUGAUGAGGAAGGAAGGGCCCGAGUGUGUCCCUGCCUGCUGCUGUCUAUACGCAGCCGGACGUUACCUCCAGCUCCCCCUGUCUGUGUAUGAACGGGAGGUGUACUCCAACUCUCACCCUUCAUCAUCAACAUCUUCAUCAUCUUCAUCAUCGUCAUCAUUAGUUCGAUUUCCACAGCUGAUGGAGGAGGAGGAUGAGGAAGAGGAGGACAGUGAUGACGAAGAGGAGGAGGAGGUGUGUCCCGUGUUGGCCAUGUGCCAAGCUGAAACCAGAGAGCAGAACAGGACAUGGGACAGUCUCCGGUCGCAGAGCCACAGGGAUGACAAAAUCCUAGAGAAAGAGAGAGAAAAGGGGAAAGAGAGGGUCAAAGGAGGCGAGGUUUCACAGCGAUGGCUUUCAGACACUAUAGGUACUAGACAUCAUGGAACACUAGCAAGGGCUCACAUAAGAGGAAAAUAACAACUGAGCACUUGCUGUGGAAACAAUGGAAGAAACUGGUUUCCUGCAGCCUAAUAGAUCAGUUCCACGAAGCAGAAUAUCAAUUGUUAAUAGUUUUGAAUUUUUAGGUACUUUUUGUACCAACAAGGACUGAAUUUACAUAUGCGACCCUUGACCACAAACCCAGUCAUAUGUGUCCAUAUUUACAAAGCUUUCUAUUGAUGUAUACCAGAGAUGCCAAACUAUAGCCCGGGGGCCAAAGUUGGCCCAUGGUAACCUUUAAUGUGGCCCUCCAUCCCGUCUGAGAAGAGAGGAAAAAUAAUGGGAAGGAUUGGAGCAAAUGCCUUUAACAGAGAUCGUAAUUUCUAAUUUAACAUAACCUUUUUGGUUUGUUUCAUUGCUGAGCUACGAAAAAGCAAACUGAAAUUAAAUGUUUAAAUGACGUGUUUGUAAAUUAAUUAGAUUUUUUUAAAAUACAAAAAUAUUGUCAUUCGACAGAUAGAGGACAAUGCAGAAGACAUCGGUGAGCAAAUCAAGGCAAAAACAGGAGCAGCUUGACUAGUGUCACCCCAUUCUGAUAUAAAUGAGAUGUUAUGAAAUGUUUUUAACUGUAAUAUGUUCAUUAUAAAAUUAAAAGAUAUACUCUGCAUCAGGUAAUAUCAAGCAAUGUUUUCUAGUUAUUUAUAUAUAUUAAAUAAAUUUGGAAAUGACCCAUGGCAAAUUUAAUGGAAUAGAGUUUGGUAUAUUUACCUUCGACCAAACACACUCAAUCAAGUUUGGUUUUUGGCCCUUCAAAAGAAAGUUUGGGCACCCCUAAUGAAUACUUUGUUGGAAUAGGACAAUAUUUGGUAGAGAUACACCUAUUUGAAAAUCUAGAAUCUCAGGGUUAAAAAACAAUCUAAAUACUAGGGCUGGGUGAUUAAUCAACAUUCAGAAGCUAUUAUCAAUAGAACUUCUCCAGGUCGAUUUUUUUCGAUUACUUUCCCUACCCUUACUUUCAGAAACAUUGAAAAUAAUUUAUUUUGUUUCCAAAAGUGCAGGUUAUUUAUUUUCACUUUUUAUAAGAAAAAAGUGACUGCUCGUUUUAGGCAAUGUGUGUUAAUUUCAGUUGUUCAACGUUGAUGUUCAAUAAAUAAUCAUAGAUAGUAGAUAGUGUGUGUUUCCUUCAAUUAUUUUAAAAUCAAGUAAUGAACCCUUCAUUCAAAAAUCUCUCUUUUAAUGUAACAUGUGAGCAUAUUUAUGUAUAAAACCUGUCAGUGAACUAUGAGGGCAAAAAAAUUAAAUAAAUCAAUAAAAUAAUUGUUCAUUAAUCACAAUCAAGUUAAAAAGUUCAAUUAAUCGAGAUUUCGAUUUUAGCCCAACCCUACAUAAAUACUGAGAAAAUCACAUUUAAAGAUGUCCAUAUUAAAUUCUCAGCAUUGCAUAUUACUAAUAAUAAUAUACCUACAGUAAAAAAAAUUACCAAAUAUCUUCAUGCAACAUGAUCCUUAUUUAACAUUCUAAUGAAUAUUGUCAUAAAAAAAAUCAAUAAAUCUAUCAUUUUGACCCAUACAAUGUGUUUUGGCUAAUGCCAAAAAUAUACCAGCGCAACAGAAGACUGGUUUUGUGGUCCAGGGUCACAUAUUGCUCGUCUCAAAAAUGACCACACUGUGCCUUAAAUGCUCUUGUAUAAUCUUGCAGUGUUUGUGGAUAUUUAUGACUGAUGUAAUCCACAACGAUGGGCACCAUGUAAAGUGACAAAGAGAGAUUCAAACUCAUUCAGAAUUUGUUUUAAAAAAUUUGUAAUAUUACACUGGCUCACACUUUACAAUAAUCUUCCAUUAAUGUUAGUUGUGUCCUACAGGAAUCCUACAUGUAUUUACUAACGUGAAAUAAGAAUAAGCAAUAUUUGAUAUGCACAGCAUUUAUAUAGUUCAACAUUUACUGCAUUAAUCCAUAGUUGUGCUUUUCAACAUUUCAUGUACGGUGAGUUAACAAAAAACUAACAACGAACAACUUUAUUUUCAGUAAUGUUAACGAAGAUGAAUGUUCAUUGUUUGUUGUAUGUUGAUAACUAACAUUAAUGGAACCUUAUUGUAAAGUGUUACCAUAAAAUAUCUGAAAUUGACUUUUGUUAAUAUCAUAAGCACUUGUCUUGAAAAAUGCAUGCCAUGACGAUCAUCACAUUCACAUGCAGUGGUUUUUACCAGUAAUGCAUGAGGCCCAGAAUGAGGCGUUAAAUAAUGUUUAAAACAAUCUUGUUCUCUUUAGCACCCUUAGCAUUUCAUGCGUUCACAUAUUUAAGAAAAAAAAAACUCUUAAGUGGCUCUAUCACAGACGAAGAUACCUCAGUGUCCAUGUUAAUCUGUUGUCUUGGGGGGCUUCACUAAUUCAAGUGAUUCUUGGUACAAAUUAGAAAAUGAUUCACUACCAAAGCUUUUUUUUUCUUGCAGUUCUUAAUUUUAUAUCAGCUGUUUAUGCAUUAUUUUCUACAUUUCUUUUAUUAUUUCUAAAAGCACAUAACGAGAGACCCUCAAACAAAAGCAGAACUUAUAGAGGCAACAAUGCUGGUAGGAAAUGAAAUCAAAUUUUAAACAUUGUUCGGGUUUGAAUGUGUGUGCGUGUUUUCGUGAAAUGUGUUAAGAAUAAAGGAAUGAUCCCGAGCUC
Danio aesculapii is the source of this 4308-nucleotide messenger RNA. It is a transcript of the gene sertad4, whose product is annotated as SERTA domain containing 4. NCBI's taxonomy places the organism in Eukaryota, Metazoa, Chordata, Actinopteri, Cypriniformes, Danionidae. Bases 658 to 1683 code for a protein of 341 amino acids. Gene Ontology annotation, cellular component: nucleus. The record is from RefSeq and is a predicted model, not a curated record. The transcript has 4 exons.